AUGUCCAAUGGUAGGAUGAACGACGGUUCCACUUGCGAAAUCCCCCAAAUCCACUUCUCCAUCGCACAACCUUUGAGUUAUCUCCGUCCGUCCAUUCUUGACUAUUCCAACAAACGCGGCCAAGACGUACCUGUAUCAACUUCCUGCAAGCCACCCGGCGAUGGCUCCGAAAAGCAGGAAUGUGAGCAUGGCAUUUCGCAAAAGCCCAAGGUCUCCAAAAUUUUCCACCAUCCUCCAGGCUCGUACAGUGUUAGCGCACCGGUUUCUCACAAUGUUUCCGUCUUCCCUGUCAUCUGGAGAGGACCCUUCCCUUCCCUUUCCAGCCUUUUGCCAAAUCAGUGUCCCCCAUCCCCUUCCCCCUCCUCAGAUUCCGAACGAGGUAAUGACAACAAGCGAUCGGCGGUGCCCAGCAUGAAGACCAGCGCCCGGCACUCAGAACAGCAAAGCGACGAUCCCACAAUAAGCCCGACUCAGCCGAUCGUCUCCGGCCAAUGGCAUUCUCGGUAUGGGGAUCGUCAUCAAAAGGGAAAAUCCAAGGGGUGGUUGUCAGUGCUGCACUCUGCCUUGUCUGCGUGGACGGUUCAGGUUCCGGAGGGAUGCCGUUGCAACGCUACAACCUCGCUCGCACUGCCAUGCCCUAUCAUGAAGCCUGCUCACAUCUCAUCAGCAGAGGAUAUCAGGAACAGAGACGUCUCCUCUCUCACUCGCUCACGGUUAUUCGACAGAAGAGCUGCUAUUACCCUCUCAUUCGCAUGGUCCACCGCCAGACCAACACCGAACACGCCGCUCUGCCCCGCCCCCAAGCCGGGGAGAGACUCGGGAUAUCCUACGGAGUACGGACCACGGCAAUAUGGUGGUGGGAUCAUGGCCGUCCCUCUUGCCGCCCACCCGUGUCAGCGGCUUCCCUGCAUUAUCGUGUGUGCCAUGUUUCGUCCCCCCGCGCAGGUCCCCUUAUUACACGCUUCUAAUUCAUUGUUCCCUUUCUUCCAACUUCUCAGCGACUCUUAG
Messenger RNA from Colletotrichum godetiae, 1008 nucleotides. RefSeq lists its product as uncharacterized. The transcript has 2 exons. The record is from RefSeq and is a predicted model, not a curated record. Lineage: Eukaryota; Fungi; Ascomycota; Sordariomycetes; Glomerellales; Glomerellaceae. The coding region runs from base 1 to 1008 and encodes 335 amino acids.